Messenger RNA from Colletotrichum graminicola M1.001, 1023 nucleotides. Its product is annotated as GNS1/SUR4 family protein. The coding region runs from base 1 to 1023 and encodes 340 amino acids. The record is from RefSeq and is a predicted model, not a curated record. NCBI's taxonomy places the organism in Eukaryota, Fungi, Ascomycota, Sordariomycetes, Glomerellales, Glomerellaceae. Gene Ontology annotation, cellular component: endoplasmic reticulum membrane. Gene Ontology annotation, biological process: fatty acid elongation, polyunsaturated fatty acid; fatty acid elongation, monounsaturated fatty acid; fatty acid elongation, saturated fatty acid. Gene Ontology annotation, molecular function: fatty acid elongase activity. The transcript has 4 exons.
AUGGCGACCCAGGCCCCCUCGUCGUUUUACGAGCAAUUGCCUCUCCCCACGCUCGACCGCCCCUUUGGUAUUCACCUAUGGCCUCUGCUCGACAAGGUUUGGACUCCCAUCGUGGGUUACCCCGUGAGCGAGUUCAAAUUCGUCCCUGGUGUCACGCCCAUGUCCACCAUCAAGCAGGCUGGCAUCUUUGUCGUCAUCUACUACACCAUCAUCUUUGGCGGUCGCGAGUGGAUGCGCAACCGUGAGCCCUACAAGCUUAAGGGUCUCUUCCUCGCCCACAACCUUUUCCUCACCCUCAUCAGCGCCGGCCUUCUCGCCCUCUACAUCGAGGAGCUCCUGCCAACUGUCGUGCGCAAAGGCAUCUUCCAUGCCAUCUGCCACGCUGAGGGCGGUUGGACUCAGCCUCUCGUUGUCCUCUACUACAUGACAUACCUCACCAAGUACCUCGAGUUGCUGGACACCGUCUUCCUCUUCCUCAAGAAGAAGCCCCUGACUUUCCUCCAUUGCUACCACCACGGCGCGACCGCUCUCCUCUGCUAUACCCAGCUGAUUGGCUCCACCGCCGUCUCGUGGGUUCCCAUCACUCUCAACCUCGGCGUUCACGUCGUCAUGUACUGGUACUACUUCCAGAGCGCGCGCGGUGUCCGCAUCUGGUGGAAGGAGUGGGUCACUCGUUUCCAGAUCAUCCAGUUCAUCAUCGAUCUUGGCUUCGUUUACUUCGCGUCCUACACAUACUUCACCUCGACCUACUUUCCCUGGAUGCCCAACGCAGGCGAGUGUGCUGGUGAGGAAUUUGCUGCUUUCGCUGGUAUCGGCAUCCUCAGCUCCUACCUCGUCCUGUUCAUCUCCUUCUACCUUGCGACCUACAAGAAGGGCGGCAAGUCGCAGACCCGCAAGUCUCUCCGCCGCAUGAGCCAGGCUCCCCUCCCCGACCCCCACCACGUUGCCUCGGCCGUCACCGGCAGCGCCAAAGCCAGCGGAGCCAAGACCAACGGUUCUACGCCCCGUUCCCGCAAGGCUUAA